UUAUCCAAAUGCGAUUUCCAUUCCCUUUCCUCUGUCUUCUUCUCCAACGCAUCUGACCAGUCAACAAUUUUGCAGGUUGAGGGAGAUGAUAUACACGAUUUUCAUCUCUCUGAGCUUUUGAAUUUCUGCUCUACAACAAGAUCAUGUCGUGCAUUCACAAUAGGCCAUUACCUUGUUUCUCUGCUUCCUCUUCUUCUUACCCUAGAAGAAAUCGAUGCGCUUCUUUUAAGCCGCGAAUCCACUGUGCUCUUGGAGGAACUGUAGCAGAGCCAAAAUCUACCACUUCUACUGAACCAUUGUUGCUUAAUGCCGUUCGUGGAGAAGAUGUGGAAAGGCCCCCAGUUUGGUUGAUGAGGCAAGCUGGGAGGUACAUGAAGAGUUACCAAAUUAUUUGCGAAAAAUACCCUUCAUUUCGUCAAAGGUCAGAGAAUACAGAUCUUGUUGUGGAAAUUUCUCUUCAGCCUUGGAAUGUCUUUAAGCCUGAUGGGGUGAUCUUAUUCUCGGAUAUUCUCACUCCACUUUCCGGGAUGAAUAUUCCGUUCGACAUUGUCAAAGGUAAAGGUCCAAUCAUUGCCAAUCCCAUUAGUGAGGCUGCUCAAGUUGAACAAGUGAGGGAAUUUGUCCCUGAAGAGAAUGUUCCAUAUGUUGGGGAAGCUUUGACAAUUCUGCGAAAAGAGGUUGACAACAAAGCUGCAGUUCUAUGUUUCGUUGGGGCUCCGUUUACCCUUGCAUCGUAUGUGGUUGAAGGUGGUUCGUCGAAGCACUUCUCGAAAAUAAAAAGGCUUGCAUUUUCUCAGCCACAGAUUCUCCAUGCAUUGCUUCAGAAGUUUACAAGCUCAAUGGCGAGGUACAUUCAAUACCAAGCAGAUAACGGAGCGCAAGCGGUUCAAAUCUUCGAUUCAUGGGCCACAGAGCUCAGCCCCGUGGACUUCGAAGAAUUCAGUCUCCCAUACUUAAAGCAGAUUGUCGAAUCUGUGAAGAGAACACAUCCAGACCUCCCAUUGAUUCUUUAUGCCAGUGGAUCCGGGGGCUUACUUGAAAGGCUGGCAUCAACCGGUGUCGACGUUGUUAGCUUAGACUGGACGGUCGAUAUGGCUGAAGGUAGGAGGCGAUUAGGAGCAGACAUAGCAGUUCAGGGUAACGUCGACCCCGGCGUUCUCUUCGGUUCCAAGGAAUUCAUCACCAAAAGGAUUAAUGAUACUGUGAAGAAGGCAGGUAAAGGGAAGCACAUUCUGAAUCUAGGCCAUGGUAUUGUAGUUGGUACGCCCGAGGAAAAUGUAGCUCAUUUCUUUGAGGUUGCUAAAGGAAUUAGAUAUUAGUGGCUGUCUGAGAUUUAGUUGAAUUUUUGUAGUGUUGUAAACUUAUUCAUUCUUCUUUGUUGAAUCUCCAAACAGCAUGUAGAGAGACUGAUUCUUCAUAAUAUUGAUUUUUUUUUUUUUCUUAA
Molecule: messenger RNA, 1444 nt
Organism: Cucurbita pepo subsp. pepo (vegetable marrow)
Lineage: Eukaryota; Viridiplantae; Streptophyta; Magnoliopsida; Cucurbitales; Cucurbitaceae
Product: uroporphyrinogen decarboxylase
Biological process (GO): porphyrin-containing compound biosynthetic process
Molecular function (GO): uroporphyrinogen decarboxylase activity
Source: RefSeq, a predicted model, not a curated record